GUAAUGAGCGUAAAACAAGAUGGCGACGACUUAAGCAUAUAUCGGUGUGAAGAAGUUUAUCGACAUAGAAGUCAGCCUCUCCUGAGGCUGUAGUGUCGUCUUACGGUUGUCCCGGAAAAGAAUAAUCUCCUCCAUCAGAUAAGGGUGUUGUAGGCGUCGCUGAACGCCACAGAAUAGCCUGCGGGUCUUGUUUUUUCCCCCCCGCGACCCUCCGGUGACAGCCGGGGAGGCGAGGUGCUAACAGACAGGAUGGAUACAGGAGAGUACAUCUCCACCAUGGAGAACAUGGACCCGACUCUAGCGGAGUUAGGAGACGAGUUCACCCUGGGAGACAUCGACGAGAUGCUGCAGUUUGUCAGCAACCAGGUGGGGGACUUCCCGGACUUGUUUGAGGAUCAGAUGAACACGACACCGAGUGGCGGCGCCAGCACGACCGCACGACCUGCCGUUCAAACCCCUCAAACCCCCCAAACUCCCCAGACACCAGCCCCUGCUGUCUACCAGAACACCACCGUCAGCAUCGCUGCCUCCCAGACGCCCCAGUCGGUACCCCUCACCCCUCCCCUCACUCCCAUCACUCCCGCACAGACCCCCUCCCCCACCACGGUCCCCUCAGUGCAGCAGGUGACCCGCAGCCCUCCACUCCUCCAGCCACGGCCUCAGGUGGCCGUCCAGCCCAUUCAGCCCCAACCCCAGCAGACGGCCCAGCCCACCAUCCAGAUGCACACCCAGGGGAUCCCCAUGCAGACCCAGAGCUUCCCGGUCCACACCCUGGUUCAGACCCACAGCCAGACGGGCCUGCCCAUCCAGACACAGGCCCAAACUGUGAUGAUCGCGUCCAAUGGCGGACAGUCACGUUUCAUCCAGAGCCCCGUCAUCUGCCACCAGAGCCACGGAGCUGGUUUCCAAGUCCUCCAACCACAGAUGCAGAGCAUUAUGACGUCACCACAGCUUCAACCAAUGGCCAUACAGCACCAGCGUGUUCUGACCCCAACCUGUCAGACCAUUCAGACUCUCUCCACAGCGCCCACAACAGUCCACACUAUGCAACAGCAGAUGCAGCAAGUACCUGUUCUGGUCCAGCAGCCUCAGAUUUUGAAGACAGAUUCACUGGUUCUCACAACACUCAAACCUGAUGGCACACAGGUGCUGUCUACCAUGCAGAGCCCCACAGGGAUCACCACCUUGACGACGCCCAUCCAGAACACAGCCCUGCAGGUCCCGACUCUAAUGAGCAGCAACAUCCUGACCACCGUUCCCGUUAUGAUGGGGGGAGGAGGGGACAAGCUGCCAAUCAAGCAGCUACAGCCCGGCUCCUCCCACUGCACUAACGCAGCCAGAUCCAGCAUGGAUCAAAGCCAGAUGAUGGGAGGAAUGGUAGGCCCGGGAGGAGUGGUGAAAGAGGGCGAGAGGAGGACAACCCACAACAUCAUCGAGAAGAGGUACCGGUCCUCCAUCAACGACAAGAUCAUAGAGCUCAGAGACCUGGUCAUGGGCAAUGACGCCAAGAUGCACAAGUCAGGGGUGCUCAGGAAGGCCAUCGACUACAUUAAAUACCUGCAACAGGUCAACCACAAACUACGGCAGGAGAACUUGGCCCUUAAGAUGGGCAACCAGAAGAACAAACCGGUGAUCCUGUCUGAAGAUGUGGAGCUGAAAGAGGAAAUCGUGAUGAUGUCACCUCCAGCCUCAGACUCUGGCUCUGGUUCCCCUCACCAGUACUCUCCUUACUGUGUGGACUCUGAGCCAGGCAGCCCCUUGCUGGAUCACGACCAGAUGAAGAGCGAGCCAGAUUCUCCCUCCUCAGUUGGAGUGAUGGAUGGAUCUCGACUGCUUCUCUGCGCCCUGACCUUCUUCUGCCUGUCCCUAAACCCUCUGCCAUCUUUGUUGGGCUCGGAGGCCUCAGGAGGCCCCGGGCUAUCUCCGGGCCACGGGGCGUCUAGAACGCUUGUGUGGAUCCCAACACACACACAGGACUUUGCAUCCUGGCUGCGGUGCCUGUUGCCGUGGGUGAUGGUGUGGGUGUUGAGCGGGGUGGGAGCAGUGUGGGGCUGUGUGAGGGUGCUCUACCUGUGGGAGCCGGUCACACCCCUUCACUCGCCCAAAUCUGUGUCAUUCUGGAGGCAUCGUAAACAAGCCGACCUGCAUCUCAACAGAGGAGACUACACAGCAGCAAUGGCCAGUUUAGAGACCUGCCUGUCUGUCUUGACAAGAGCUCUUCCCUCAACCAAUCUGGACCUGGUCUUCUCGCUGUCCUGGAACCUCAUUCGCUACUUCUUGCAUCGACCGACUCCUCUGGGUUGGCUGGUUCAUCAGGUCCGUGGAAAACACGAGGGGGAGGAAGCGAGGACGAGUGCGAAGGAUGCAGCGCUGGUUUACCACCGACUGAGCCAGCUGCAACUCACAGGAAAACUUCCUCAGCGUAGCAGCCUUUGGGCUUUGUCUGUGUCUCUGAGUGCUGUCAACCUCAGUGAGAGCGCCCAAGGCAAAAUGCCCCCUGCCCAGCUCACCCAGAUCUACGUUACCGCAGCGACAGCCCUGCGCACCGUACUGGGCCACCACCUUUCCUACCUGCCUGGUUAUCUGUUGAGUUGUGCAGAGGGUGUGGCCAACCAAUCAGAGACCAAAUCGAUCCCUGACUGCCUGCGCUGGCUCUUCACCCCACUGGGGAGGCAGUUCUUCCUGAGUUGCGAAUGGUCGGUGAAGUCAGAGAGCAGCGACGGGGUGUACACCUCUCAGAGAGAUCCAGCUGACCCCAUUGCUCAGCUGCACCGCUGUUUCUGCAGGAAGCUUUUGGAAAGAGCCGUUCACACUCUCAUCCAGCCACAGAGCGACUCUGAGGCAGGCAAACGCAACAGCGACUCUGGGGAGUUUUCCAGUGCCCUGGAGUUCCUCCAGUUGUUAAACAGCUGUACAGAGGACUCUCCCACCCCUCCUCCUCCCUUCUCGACUCCUCCCAAUCACACCACCACACCAGUUGGAGACCCAGUGAGUCGCUGGUGGGCGUUGGUCCUGAAGGCCGCUGUGCAUUGGCUGCAGGGCGAUGAUGUCGCAGUGAGGUCACUGUUGGCAGAAGCAGAGCGCAUGCCCAGGGCUCUACACACUCUUGACCAUCCUCUGCCCAAAGCUGUGCUGCUGCUUUGCAAGGCAGUCCAGAUGAGUCUGUCCCCUCUGAAGGGAGAAGGGGCGAUAGCCUGCCUGUCUCACUGUGACAGAGCCAGCAGCUAUCUGCGCUCCAGCAUCUUGGUGCCCCUCAACCAGACUGGGAACCUGCUGAACAAGGGGGUGGAGCUCCUCAUCUGUGACCUCCUGUUGACCUUGCGGACCAGUUUGUGGCAGCGGGGAGGCAGCAGUAAUGGAGAACCUGGCCCAGCCCCUGGAUCUCAGUUGGCUGGUUUCCAGAGGGAUCUGAGCGCGCUCAGAAAGCUCACACAGUGCUACAGACAGGCGCAACACAAGGUGUUUCUUCAUGAGACCACAGUGAGGCUGAUGGCUGGAGCCAGUCCUACAAGGACACACCAGCUGCUGGAGCACAACCUUCGCCGCAGGACACACAACUCCUACACAGCUGAAGGUGACUGUGUCCUGGGUGAGAGGGAGAGGGCUCAUGCCAUCCUGCUGGCCUGCCGCCACCUGCCCAUGCCUCUGCUAACCCCGCCCGGGCACCGCGCCCGCCUGCUUGCCGAGGCCAAGCGCACCCUGGAGCGGGUGGGAGACCGCCGCUCCCUGCAGGACUGCCAGCAGAUCCUGCUGCGCCUCAGCGGGGGCACGACCAUCGCCGCCUCCUGAACACACACACACACACACACACACAUACAUGAUGAGAGAACAAACACACAUUAGGGCUACUCACAGUACAAUGAACUCAGUAAUUUGCUACAAAUCUACCAAUAACAUUUAAUUCUAUAUCUGUCAGUCAUUGACACCCUCAUACCGAUCAAAAACCACAAAUGUAAACGUUUCUUUAAGCUGCCACACUUUUCUCACACAGAGACGGCUGAUUUUGCUCCUGAUGCUUCGCCUCAAUGUUGCAGCACAAUCAUGCCACCUUCUGGUCAUAAAUGGUAACACGCUGGCUUACUGCCUCAUUUUUAACGAAGCUACACAACAAGGAAAAUCAGGUGAAAUAGGCCCCAAAGGGAAAAGGGACCAUUAUCUAAUAGCUGUUUUAAAUUAAUGCAAUGCGGCAGUGCAUUGAUUAGCUGUAGGAUACCGAGCUGUACAAUCAUUAUUGGCACACGGCAGCCUGAGUGCUACAAUAACCGUGUAAUGUCUCAUUAAACUUGCAAGCUUCAAUUAAGAAGCGUUCGAGCACUCAAGAACAGACAGCCCGGGUCUGUGGAGCAUGGUUGUGCUGGAGGUGGCAGACAGAUGCACUCGCUUGCUUUUAACCUUACAGUGCUGAGUAGUGUCUCUUUUUAUCUACCUCAUACACUGUACAAUGGCAGCAUUGUACCGUGGUGCAAAAUAGGAUACUUAAGCACCACGUCAGUUAUCCAGAAUUUGAAUGAAGUGACCAUUAAAAGUGAUGCUCCUAUCCAGUGCAGCAUCGUUGUAAUAAAACGUACUGAGCUGCUUUAUUUAGACUUCAGGGCGCAGCAGAACAGUACUUUAGGAACUUGCUGUUGCAGAAACUGAAAGAAUGACAGAGAGCUACUGCUGACAUGCUCCUUACUGUCAAACAAGAGACGGGGACAAUUAUUGGACUGGAAUAUUAAAAUAAAAGAGGACAGCAGUCAAUUAAAGGCAGAUGAAAUGCCUACCAACACACACACACUCACAGAUGCAAAUAUUGCAUUUUAAAUUAAUUGCAUACAAGCUUACAAUGUGAUUGUAUAUAGGUUGUACAAAGGCAGAUAAACAGAAGUAGAUUAAACAGGAAGUCCUUAAUUCUGCUUGAGAGGAGACACGCAUCGAAGAAAGCAGCGUAACAUGUUAAAGUUAGCUCGUAAUGGUUUCCUGUCAGAGUCUGGAGCUCUGAUGUGGAGUGAGUCAGUGAUACUACACCAAAAAUCUUUUAUUAUCAAACACUCACCUGCUGUGUUCACAGAAACUCACUGAAACACACAUUUUCUGCCCUCUUAAUAAAAUAAAACAAAAAGACAAGAGUUUCAUGAUUCGUCGGAGUUGUUGUUUUUACCUCCAUCUGGAUUCAAAAAUUGUUCCAAACAUUUGGGAUAAUUUAAGCACGCAACUCCACAAACCUAUACCGUAGUUCUAGUAAUUUUACUUUAAUUCAUGAUGGUUUUCACAGCUGAAAUAAAACAUCUAUAAAAGUCUGUAAAGCUCUUCUCCAGCGUAGAAGCAGUGAAUGUCAAAUACUUAAAAGAUAUUGGGUGGAGUAUCACUUUAAGAAAAAUGGGACACUGAUUUAAAAAGUGAGGAAUGUUAUUUCUUGGAAGUGAUGAUGUAGAGCUCUCAAGCAAAAUGGCCUUGAUGUAAUGUAAAGAAUUAUUUUAUUAUGUUUCAUCAUAUUUGGAAUGAUGGAGGAGUUUUAUCUUUGUGAAAUCUUUGUCCAAUUUGCUUUUUAUUUGUAAUUGUUGACUUACACGUGAGAAGGCACUUCUGUCAUUCCUGUUUCUGUGCUCUGGUUUUCUUAUUUAAUGGUUAUGUAAUAUUAAUAUAAAUGCUUUUCGGGGAGGGGAAGGGAGCGGUUAUGUCAUUGUUAUUGUUUUAUAUAAACAAAAGCAGCCUAGGGUCAGAAACAGAAAGAGAAUCUCUAAUAGGAAAAUGUUGGUUUUAUUGCCGCAUUUAAACAAUUAGCCUGAUAUUUUAGACUCUUUCUUUGCUUUUUUGCAAACACAUGUUUGCUAUUAGAAAUGUCCAGAACUCUGUCAUGCAGGUCAACACAAAGUAAGUUAGCAACUUAAAAGAGUCCUGAAAUACUUUUAUCAGUCUAGAUUAUGUUUCCUGACUGGUAAAUAUGUGCAAAGAAGAAAGCAGUGCUCAACCAGCCAUCAGCAGGCUGGAGUUUUAGCUUCAUCAUUAUAAUUAUGUUACACUUUAUUUUUUUGUCUUUCCCCUUUUAUGUGUUUUAUUGUCUGAUUUUCUGUGUUCAUUUUGAUGUUUGUUUUGUAAUAAAACAACACAUGACAGUGA
This is a messenger RNA of Centropristis striata (black sea bass), 6099 nucleotides long. It is a transcript of the gene srebf2, whose product is annotated as sterol regulatory element binding transcription factor 2. The transcript has 20 exons. Gene Ontology annotation, biological process: positive regulation of cholesterol storage; positive regulation of transcription by RNA polymerase II. Gene Ontology annotation, cellular component: nucleus. The coding region runs from base 250 to 3789 and encodes 1179 amino acids. Gene Ontology annotation, molecular function: RNA polymerase II cis-regulatory region sequence-specific DNA binding; DNA-binding transcription factor activity, RNA polymerase II-specific; protein dimerization activity. The record is from RefSeq and is a predicted model, not a curated record. Lineage: Eukaryota; Metazoa; Chordata; Actinopteri; Perciformes; Serranidae.